GUUACUUUCAAAGUGAAAUUUAGGGUAAUAGUGAUUUAAUCUCUCUGUUUAGGCUCAUCUUUUUGUUUGUGGGUAUUAGUUUAGUUGUUAGCAUGUAAUUUAUAGUCAUUAACAAUUAACUGAAUAGUCUUACAUGAUAUUUUGAGACUUUGUUCCCAGUACUGGUAUUUAUUUCAUCUGUGUUCUCAUUUCCCCAGGUAUGUGACUUGUGUGAUCCUAUGAGUAUAUUAUACUCUCUCCCUCCCCACCAUCCACAUCAACACACACCUUUGGGCUCCUAUCGAUGUCUUUGGUAUAUUUCAGGACAUUAAAUUUUAUCAUUUAUCAACACAAGACUUCUUCAAACCUUCUAAAUUACCUGUUUUGUCUUUGAUUAACUUACUAAGGUAGGAGCAGACCCCUGAAUACAGUAGGCUCAUCGUGACUCUGUGUAUCAAAGAUAAAUAAUCUUCUUACGUCACUUACUGUCUCUAUGUACACAUCUGAUAAAGGGUUUGCUCUUGUCACAUACAUGAACACAUUGUCACAUAUUUUGUCCUCAUAACAAGUCAUUUCAAAAUACAGCAAAUGAUAGCAAUGGUUACACUGUAAAUAAGCAGUCAGAGCAUGUCUUUCCAAUAAAUGAACAUGUAAGGAGAGAGUUAAGUGGACGUUGAGAGUGAAUCCUACUUAUACCAGGGGCAGCACUGCAUACUGAGAGAAGAGUGGGUAUAAAAGCCCAGCCGCAUAGGUGGUUUGGUGUUUUUAUCAUUGAGGAUGUGUUUUGCACCAAAACACAUGUGUUUUGGUAUCACAUGGAUGUCUUUUUGCAUUGAGGAUGAGAAAGAAGUGGGUGAGAUGUUGGGUCACACAAGGAUCUUGGUAGGAAGGGUUCAUAUCAUCCUUCUGUUGUGUAAAAGCGAAGGAUAGUAAUAACCACUGCACAGAUAAAAAUGAAAUUUGUCAUGUCAGAUGAACUAAAAGUAUUUAAAAUUGUAUGAAUUGUCCUUUUACCAGGUCACCAAGCUCCUUUCCUUGUUUCUCUACCUUUUCUUUUUUGUUCUUCAGUAUUGUUCUUGCCCUGUGCUUAAUUUAUAGAGUUAGCAUAAUUUAUUCCUACCUUUCUCACUCUGCUCCCUUUAACCUUUCCAAUCUGGCAGAAAUCUGUGAGUCAGAGCAACCUCAGAUCAGGACAGAUAGGAGCAAGGGGAGCAGCUGCGAUGGCUUCAGAAAUCCUGGUGAACAUAGAGGAGAAGGUGACCUGCCCCAUGUGCCUGGAGUUCUUGACAGAACCUCUGAUCCUGGACUGUAGGCAGAACUUCUGCUAAGCCUGCCUCACUGCAAACACCAAGAGGUUCAUGGUCAGUGAAGAAGGAGAGAGCAGCUGCCCUAUGCACCAAAGCCAUUACCAGCCUGCAAACCUGCGGCCAAAUUGGCAUGUGGCCAACAUAGUGGAGACACUUAGGGAGGUCAAGUUGAGCCCAGAGGAGGAGCAAAGGACAGAUCUCUGUGAGUGCCAUGGAGAGAAACUCCUGCUAUUCUGUAAAGAGGACGGGAAGUUCAUUUGCUGGCUCUAUGAGAGGUCUCAAGAUUACCAAGAUCACCACACUUUCUUCAUGGAGGAGGUUGCCCAGGAGUACUGGGUAACAGACCAGGAUGGAGGAAAGACAGGGCAGAAAAUAGUACUUGAUGUGAAAUCUUUACUUUUGUUAGAAAAGUUGCAGGCAGCUCUGGACAGGCUGAGGACUCAGCAGCAGAAAGCUGAGAAGUUGAGCACUGACAUUAGAGAAGAGAAGACUUCCGAACUUCCAAAUCAAAUACUUCUUCUGGCUUCCAGUCUCUACCUAACAGCCCGAGUCCCUCUCUCUUUCUCAUUCCUGAAAAAUCAAAUACAAAAUGAGAGCCGAAGUGUCCAGGACUGUUUUAAACAACUGAGAGGCAUCCUGGAUACUGAAGAGCAGAAGGAGCUGCAAAAGCUGGCAAAGGAGGAGGGAGAUGUUUUCUGUGACCUGGAACAGGCUGAGAGUGAGCUGGUCCAGCAGACCCAGGUGUUGAGAUAUCUCAUGUCAGAGCUGGAGCAUCAGUUGCAGGGGUCAACAGAGAAGAUGCUGCAGGAUGUGAAUGGCAUCAUGGAAAUGUAUGUCGGGAGACCAGAGACGGUCCUUUGGUGCUGUGAAAAGAGAAGACCUGAAUUCACUCUGAAGAAGCCAAAAACUGUCUCCAAGAAACAAGGGAGAGUGUUCCAGGCUCCUGACCUGAGUGGGAUCCUGCAAGGGUUUCAUGAGCUUACAGAUGUGCAUCAAUAUCAGGGUAAGUAUCAUAAACCCUUGUCCUCAUUUUCUUUUCAGAAUUUUGUGUUUUUAUUGUCUCUGAUUUUGAGACCUACAAUUCCUUACCACAUACGUAUUAUGCUUCACCAGUUUGCCACGUCUGCAGAUCUGAGACAAGUGACAGAUGAGCCCCAUUCUGAUACAAAUAAGAACACUUCUGCUGUAAUUGGUGUACCAGUUAUCACAUCAGGGGAACAUUACUGGGAGGUGGAUGUGUCAGAGAAACAGGUCUGGUACAUGGGGGUAUGUGUUUUUAAAAAAGUCUCUGAUACCUCUAGCGAUCAACCUAAAACAACGAUGCUGGCACUAUCCCAUGAGCUUCUCAUCUGUAAAUUCUCUUCAUGUUCAUUUUCUCAGAAAAUUGAUCCAUAUUUUAAUCCCAUGACAUGUACUGGCCUCAUAACACUGUGUUCUCCAAGCUCUUAAAUAUUACACCUGCAUCUGCUUUGUAGUGCCUCUGGCCUUGAGUGCACCUAACACACUGAGCUUUUCUGCACUAUUUUCUCUAUUUUUUAUUGCUGCGUCUCUUUUUUUCCCAUUUCAACAUCCUUCAUUCAACAAUAGAGUUUACAAUUUGCCUUGUGUCAAGUAUAUUUUCCCCAAUGCCGUGUUUGUAUUAGUAAAGAAACUUAAUUCACUGUUUUUAUCAUCCUAAAGAAAAUGACUAAUGCAUCAUAAAAAAAGACCUGUGUGGAGGUGACAUCUACACUAAAUUCUUACAAUUUCAUUUCCUGUGCACUGAGAAGAAAAGGGAAAACUCUUCAACAACUUAUUUUGUAUGUUAUUCAAGGUUUUGUAGAGGAAACAUUCACUACAAAUGAGUUCUCAGUGGCAUAUCAGUUCAACCAUGAUGUUCCUUCUUCAUCAAAGACUGAAGGAGACAGUGUCAUAAAUAACAGGUACUAAGUGGAAGGUUUGUGUUCAUAGUGUCUGAGUCAAGUCCAAUCUCUCCCAAUUCAUGCAGUGUGACUUUGAAUAAGAUACUUGAAUGCUGGCUUCAUUUACUAAAAAUUGUCCUGGUAUAAAAAACAUACCAUCAUUGGGGUCAUUAUCAAAGAAAAAUGUCAUUAAAUAUGAAACAUGUUUAAACCUAAUAAACAUUUUCUCUACUGAUGACUGAGAAGUAUAAGCUGUGCCAGUGUCUCAUGAAAGAGGUUUGUGCCUUCAGGAGCACGAGGGCGUUUUUUUCUGAAGCCUCAUAUUUCAGAUGCUGGAUACCUCUGUGCUGCUGUCCAGAUUCUUGCAGCUCUGCCUGUGACAGAUGAGUGUAUAUAUGUAUGACACCGAGAAUUUUAUUAGAAUUCUGGUUUGCUGCAUAUUGGCCUUCAUCA
Molecule: messenger RNA, 3640 nt
Organism: Artibeus jamaicensis (Jamaican fruit-eating bat)
Lineage: Eukaryota; Metazoa; Chordata; Mammalia; Chiroptera; Phyllostomidae
Product: tripartite motif-containing protein 5-like
Molecular function (GO): zinc ion binding
Source: RefSeq, a predicted model, not a curated record